AUGAUGUUGGCGGCAAGCCACGUCGAGGACACGGAGGCCGGGGCGAGUGGCGAUGUCAUUCUGUACUAUCGCGGCUCCAUCGGCCUGGAGCACAGCGACGGUGUGCGAGAGCCUUCGGUGGAUGAGGACAGACCGGUGAGCAAAGCAGGCGAGGACGAGGAACGUGAUCUCGCGCUAUUUCAGCGCUGCUGUGGUAGUAUCGUGGUGGCACUGCUCGUGUCCACGGCCACCGUGUCGGCUCCGUAUCGCGGCUCCAUCGGCCUGGAGCACAGCGACGGUGUGCGAGAGCCUUCGGUGGAUGAGGACAGACCGGUGAGCAAAGCAGGCGAGGACGAGGAACGUGAUCUCGCGCUAUUUCAGCGCUGCUGUGGUAGUAUCGUGGUGGCACUGCUCGUGUCCACGGCCACCGUGUCGGCUCCGUAUCGCGGCUCCAUCGGCCUGGAGCACAGCGACGGUGUGCGAGAGCCUUCGGUGGAUGAGGACAGACCGGUGAGCAAAGCAGGCGAGGACGAGGAACGUGAUCUCGCGCUAUUUCAGCGCUGCUGUGGUAGUAUCGUGGUGGCACUGCUCGUGUCCACGGCCACCGUGUCGGCUCCGUAUCGCGGCUCCAUCGGCCUGGAGCACAGCGACGGCGUGCGAGAGCCUUCGGUGGAUGAGGACAGACCGGUGAGCAAAGCAGGCGAGGACGAGGAACGUGAUCUCGCGCUAUUUCAGCGCUGCUGUGGUAGUAUCGUGGUGGCACUGCUCGUGUCCACGGCCACCGUGUCGGCUCCGUAUCGCGGCUCCAUCGGCCUGGAGCACAGCGACGGCGUGCGAGAGCCUUCGGUGGAUGAGGACAGACCGGUGAGCAAAGCAGGCGAGGACGAGGAACGUGAUCUCGCGCUAUUUCAGCGCUGCUGUGGUAGUAUCGUGGUGGCACUGCUCGUGUCCACGGCCACCGUGUCGGCUCCGUAUCGCGGCUCCAUCGGCCUGGAGCACAGCGACGGCGUGCGAGAGCCUUCGGUGGAUGAGGACAGACCGGUGAGCAAAGCAGGCGAGGACGAGGAACGUGAUCUCGCGCUAUUUCAGCGCUGCUGUGGUAGUAUCGUGGUGGCACUGCUCGUGUCCACGGCCACCGUGUCGGCUCCGUAUCGCGGCUCCAUCGGCCUGGAGCACAGCGACGGUGUGCGAGAGCCUUCGGUGGAUGAGGACAGACCGGUGAGCAAAGCAGGCGAGGACGAGGAACGUGAUCUCGCGCUAUUUCAGCGCUGCUGUGGUAGUAUCGUGGUGGCACUGCUCGUGUCCACGGCCACCGUGUCGGCUCCGUAUCGCGGCUCCAUCGGCCUGGAGCACAGCGACGGCGUGCGAGAGCCUUCGGUGGAUGAGGACAGACCGGUGAGCAAAGCAGGCGAGGACGAGGAACGUGAUCUCGCGCUAUUUCAGCGCUGCUGUGGUAGUAUCGUGGUGGCACUGCUCGUGUCCACGGCCACCGUGUCGGCUCCGUAUCGCGGCUCCAUCGGCCUGGAGCACAGCGACGGCGUGCGAGAGCCUUCGGUGGAUGAGGACAGACCGGUGAGCAAAGCAGGCGAGGACGAGGAACGUGAUCUCGCGCUAUUUCAGCGCUGCUGUGGUAGUAUCGUGGUGGCACUGCUCGUGUCCACGGCCACCGUGUCGGCUCCGUAUCGCGGCUCCAUCGGCCUGGAGCACAGCGACGGUGUGCGAGAGCCUUCGGUGGAUGAGGACAGACCGGUGAGGAAAGCAGGCGAGGACGAGGAACGUGAUCUCGCGCUAUUUCAACGCUGCUGUGGUAGUAUCGUGGUGGCACUGCUCGUGUCCACGGCCACCGUGUCGGCUCCGUAUCGCGGCUCCAUCGGCCUGGAGCACAGCGACGGUGUGCGAGAGCCUUCGGUGGAUGAGGACAGACCGGUGAGGAAAGCAGGCGAGGACGAGGAACGUGAUCUCGCGCUAUUUCAACGCUGCUGUGGUAGUAUCGUGGUGGCACUGCUCGUGUCCACGGCCACCGUGUCGGCUCCGUAUCGCGGCUCCAUCGGCCUGGAGCACAGCGACGGUGUGCGAGAGCCUUCGGUGGAUGAGGACAGACCGGUGAGGAAAGCAGGCGAGGACGAGGAACGUGAUCUCGCGCUAUUUCAACGCUGCUGUGGUAGUAUCGUGGUGGCACUGCUCGUGUCCACGGCCACCGUGUCGGCUCCGUAUCGCGGCUCCAUCGGCCUGGAGCACAGCGACGGUGUGCGAGAGCCUUCGGUGGAUGAGGACAGACCGGUGAGGAAAGCAGGCGAGGACGAGGAACGUGAUCUCGCGCUAUUUCAACGCUGCUGUGGUAGUAUCGUGGUGGCACUGCUCGUGUCCACGGCCACCGUGUCGGCUCCGCCACGUCGAGGAGUAGCGUGGAGUGAGCCGAGCGUCGCGUUUGAUGGCAGCACGGAGGCCGGGGCGAGUGGCGAUGUCAUUCUGUACGUGCCGGCGUUGCCGUCAACCGAUCGACGCAGUAUCGCGGCUCCAUCGGCCUGGAGCACAGCGACGGCGUGCGAGAGCCUUUCGAGGUUAUACGGGGGAUUUACUAAACAGCGGACGGCGACCUCAGUGUAUUGA
Molecule: messenger RNA, 2589 nt
Organism: Phytophthora sojae
Lineage: Eukaryota; Oomycota; Peronosporomycetes; Peronosporales; Peronosporaceae
Exons: 16
Coding region: 1-2589 (862 amino acids)
Source: RefSeq, a predicted model, not a curated record